GUUUCCAACCCGUCAGAAUUCUCCCGUUCUCUCUCUCUCUCUCUCUCUCUUUCUCGUAGAUACCAAUCUCUAUUCUUCUUCUUCUUCUUCUUUUCUCCGGCGUGCUGAUUUCUUGCAUGGCAGUUAGCUUUCUGAGUCGGGAUGUGUCAGACCUGUGCUUGGGGAAGCCGGCGUUGAGGCCGGUGAAGGCGGACACCAGCGUGGCGGAGGCGGUGGCGGAGUUGAAGAGGUCCGGCGAAAGCCAUGUGAGCGUUUGGAGCGGCUGUUCCGAUCAUUCUACCAAGGCUCUGGAAGAAGGCCACAAUAAUUGGCGUUGCAUCGGGAAAAUCUCUAUGGUCGAUGUGAUUGUCUUUCUGUGUAAAGAGGAGAAUUCGAGAAACCUUUCCAAGGCUCUGCAAUCUCCCGUCUCCCAAAUUUUGCCCUCCAGAACCGAUAUUGUCAGGCAUUUGAACCCUAAUUCAAGCUUGUUGGAGGCUAUAGAUUGCAUUCUUGAAGGAACGCAGAAUCUGGUAAUCCCAAUACAGAACAAUAAUACCAGUAACAAUUCAAGGACGAAACCUGCAUCGCCGAGCUCCACCGAUCACGGCGGCGUUGAAUAUUGCUGGCUGACACAGGAAGACGUCGCCCGGUUCCUCCUGAAUUCCAUCGGCCUCUUCUCGCCAUUGCCGACCUUCACCAUUGAAUCGCUCAACAUAAUCGAUUACGACAUCAUGACAGUCGGCUACCACGACCUUGCUACCUCCGCGUUAGGUUUCAUCUCCCGCGCCAACGCCGAUCAAACUUCCGUCGCUGUUAUUGACGACGAUAACCGACUGAUCGGCGAAAUCUCCCCCUCCACCCUCGCCUACUGCGAGGAAAGCGUUGCCGCGGCCAUCGCGUCUCUCUCCGCCGGCGAUCUCAUGGCGUUCAUCGACUGCGGUUCCCCCACCGAUGACUUGCUUGAGAUGCAGGUAAAAGCAAGGCUCGAAGAGAAGAAUCUGGUGGCGCUGUUGAGACUAAUGGAGGAAGAAUAUUCCGCAUUAUUCUCCUCCUCCUCAUCAUCAUCAUCUUCAUCGCCAUCACUGUCGUCCUCGGCGUCCUCAAACGCUUCGAGUUUCUCUUCCGACGAAGAAUUAGGGCUGAGCAGGAACAGCAUCUUAGGACGCUACUUCUCUCGGAAAACGGAGGCGAUGACGUGUUAUCCACGGAGUUCACUGGCGGCGGUGAUGAUCCAAGCGCUGGCUCACCGCGCCAACAACAUCUGGGUGGUUGAGGAAGACCAGAGCGUGGUCGGUACAGUGACGUACAAAGAAAUGUUGAGUGUGUUCGCCGGCAUUGCCAGUCCUCGGGAUCGGCCUAAGCUUCCUGCAGGGCCGCCGGAGAUUAUUAAUGCAUUCAACAAAUAAUCAAUCAUCAGUGUUGUAUGAAUUGAAUUGAAGCUUGUAUGUGUGAGUACAGUGUAACCUUGUAAAAUCUUUUGGAAUUAUGCUUUGUGGGGGGUUUAAUAUAAUUGUUUGAGUAAAAUUUCA
Molecule: messenger RNA, 1508 nt
Organism: Ipomoea nil (Japanese morning glory)
Lineage: Eukaryota; Viridiplantae; Streptophyta; Magnoliopsida; Solanales; Convolvulaceae
Product: CBS domain-containing protein CBSX5-like
Exons: 3
Coding region: 117-1385 (422 amino acids)
Source: RefSeq, a predicted model, not a curated record